Lingula anatina is the source of this 1965-nucleotide messenger RNA. Its product is annotated as DENN domain-containing protein 11. The record is from RefSeq and is a predicted model, not a curated record. Gene Ontology annotation, cellular component: cytoplasm. NCBI's taxonomy places the organism in Eukaryota, Metazoa, Brachiopoda, Lingulata, Lingulida, Lingulidae.
AUGGCACCUGUGUUGGCACCAGAACCAAACACAAGAUUANUGGACGAUGAAAGCACAGAUUUUCAAGAUCCCAGACAGAAAAUCAGGUCUCUUUAUAAGAGGGAUAAUCACCUAGGAGUUCUUUCAACGCAGGAUGAAGGGCUGAUUAGGAUAAGUCCAACCAACUCGGAGCAAAAUUUGACAGAAGUGGACCAUAUUGUGUCUGUGUUUGUUGUGGCUUUUGAUACAAAAGCAGGAAAUGUGAUAGAGUGGUGCCUUCCACAAGAAAUGGAUCUUGAGGGAGUAGAAUUUAAAUCUAUGCCAAGCGGGUCACAUCAUCUCUUAAAAGAUUUUGUAUAUUUUAGAAAAGCCGAGUUCUAUGGCCUAGCGUGCUUUGAGAACAUGCCAGUGGAAAGCCAGAUAGAGAGGGGUGCCAGAAUGAAGUCUGUGGGAAUCCUCUCAACCUCAUACACACUUUUAUAUAGACACAUGCAAUUACUGGAAACCCAAGUCAGACACCAGUUGGAGACCCCAGGCAGGUACUCCCAGUUAGAGGCAUUCUACGAAGACAAGAAAGCAGUGCUGCCACCCAGUGGUAGCGCGGGGAGCUUACGAAACUUAACAUCGACUCCAGCAUCGACACCUAGUAGUGACAUACUGCCAGAACUCAAAAUUACACAUCCUGCCGGCUGCUUCUCACAGUUCAUCAAGUUCUUUGGAGAACAAAUCUUUGUGCUUUGGAAGUUUGCAUUAUUACAGAAACGAAUAAUUUUCUUCUCCCCGCCUCCUAUAGGAGUCGUGUGUUAUCGUGUUUACUGUGCCUGCUGCCUAGCCAAUCACAGCUCAGAUUUAAGGAUAUCCAGUCACGAAGUGGAGCCCUAUUUCUACAUUAACGUCGCUGAUAUUGACAGUUUAGAAUCAGAGGUCUCAUUUAUUGCAUGUACCACAGAGAAGAUAUUUCAGAGUAAAACCCAGCUUUAUGAUGUCUAUGUGGACAACCAGGAUGUGACUACACAUGUUCCUGGACUGCAAGAACUGCUACGAGUUAGCCCUGCUGACAAAGAUAAGAUGGCAAAACUCAAUAAUCAGAGAUCAGCCCAAUUAUUCUUUGUAGAAGGACUUGGAGAACAAACAGCAAUGGAGGAAGAGGAAGUGUUUACUCUAUUUUUCACAGAGCAAAACAACAGGAUAUUCCAGACACUGUUGGACGUUAGUGUGUCAAUGGACAGGACGUUGACUUCAGAUCAUAUGAGAAGUAUGGGCCUGGAUCCCAUUGGGGACCGCCCCUUUCUUAUGGAACUAGUGGAAAUGUAUGGCAUUGACGUGGUUCUCAUGAUUGAUAACCCUUGCUGUCCUAAAUAGAAAUAAAUAAGAGAACGUGGGUGGAAAGAUUGAAUUAAUUGGAAUGAGAAGGACCCCAUACAUAUUGGAAAUGUUGGCAGUAAGCAUUUUGACAAGUUUUUCAUACUGCCAUAUGUGCUAUUGCAUCAUGGAAGGACUUCCCAUGGUUUUACAUCGAUGGCUACCAUGAAUGAGAGAAAUUUUCUGGAUGCAAUAUUUUAGAAAAAUCUCUUCUAUACUGGUACCAGUGCAUCUACUUAAAAUGUUUUUGAAAGCUGAGCUUUAUGAAAGCAGAAAUAAAAAUAGGACACUUACAAGGCUUCAAACAACUUAUCAAUUGUCUUUUAUUUAUAAUUUAUACUGUGAUAAAUUCAUAGAAAUAGGGGGCCACAUUAAAAAGUGAGCAAUUUUAUGAUUACUGUUCAUGAUAAGUCUUUUUGUUUGAAAAAUCAUUUAGAAGCCCAGGCUUGAGUUGAAAUAUAGAAAUUUGGAUCAAAACUUAAGACACUGUACAUGCAGAAUGUAUUUUUACUUUUUUUUCUCAAAGAAUGUUAUUUAUCUCAUCGAAUAUAAGUAUUUUGCAGCUAAAAUGUAUAUAUGAAUUUUAGUUUAUAUUUUCAAACCAAUAUCAAUUGAAUUUUGUAU